AUGGGAAGGGUAAAUCUGAGCAAAGGGAUUGAGUUUGAGUUCUUGGGCCUCACCGGUGACCCCCAGCUCCAGAUACCGCUCUUCAUGGUGUCUCUGUUGGGGAAUCUUAUCAUGUUUCUUCUGGUCCAUGGGAGUGCCACCCUGCACACAGCCAUCCUCCUUCUGAAGAGCCCCUCCUUCUUGGAUUUCUGCUACUCCUCCACGGUUGUCCCCCAGACCCUGGUGAACUUCUUGGCCAAGAUGAAGGUGAUCUCCUAUCCUGGGUGCAUGGCUCAGAUGUUCUUCUAUGCAGGUUUCGCCACCAGUGAGUACUAUCUCAUUGCUGCCAUCGCCUAUGACCGAUAUGUCACGAUCUGUAGCCCGCUGUCCUACCCAAUCACCAUGUCUCCUGAGACCUGUACCUCUCUGAUUAUGGACUCCUACGGAGCAGGAUUUCUUAAUUCUCUUGUCCACAGAAGCUGUAUCUUCAGUCUGAAGUUCUGUGGCGCUCACAUAGUCACUCACUUCUUCUGUGAUGGGCCACCCAUCUUGUCUCUGUCUUGUGUGGACACCUCACUGUGUGAGAUUCUGCUCUUCAUUUUUGCUGGUUUCAACCUUCUGAGCUGCACCCUCACCAUCUUCAUCUCCUACUUCUUAAUUCUCAUCACCAUCCUGAGAAUGAAUUCAUCCCAGGGCAGGUUCAAGGUCUUUUCUACUUGUGCUUCCCACCUCACUGCUCUGUGCCUCCUUUACGGAACAACUCUUUUUAUGUACCUGCACCCCAGGUCCAGCUGUGCCCUGACCCAAGACCGCACAGUUGCUGUGAUUUAUCCAGUGGUGAUCCCAAUACUGAACCUCCUUAUCUACUCUUUGAGAAACAAGGAUGUGAAGGAAGCCCUAAGAAAGGUUUGGGGCAGGAAAAUCAUGAAAUGA
Molecule: messenger RNA, 912 nt
Organism: Manis javanica (Malayan pangolin)
Lineage: Eukaryota; Metazoa; Chordata; Mammalia; Pholidota; Manidae
Gene: OR5AU1
Product: olfactory receptor family 5 subfamily AU member 1
Biological process (GO): G protein-coupled receptor signaling pathway
Cellular component (GO): membrane
Molecular function (GO): olfactory receptor activity; G protein-coupled receptor activity
Source: RefSeq, a predicted model, not a curated record